AGUAACGUUACGUGCCUGUGUAUCCCUGGACAACCUGGAGUUUUCAGGUAGCUUCAACAAGAAUAUCAGGUGUCAUUUCCUUGUGGCACAGCAGUGAGAACAGUACUUCAUUGGGGAUAGUCACACCUUAAUCUUAGAAGAGCACCAAUAACUAUAAUAUCAUGGGUGUAAAAGUAGUACUGAUUUUAACCCUCGGCGCAAUUGUGUCUGGGCAGCAGACAGUUUGGCCCAGGACUCAGGACGGCCCUGAAGUUCAAGUCCAAAACUAUCCGGACAAACUGAAAAAGGAUGAGGCAGAAGCCCGCCAGGUGGACCAACUCCGGGAGCACCUUGCUCAGCUGCAGGAAAAAAUUGACUUCCUUCAGACAAAUGGGACUAAACAGGACAUUUUCAUUGCUGAGAUGCAGGAGCAAGUCAGGAACCUGACGACAAAACUCUCGCUCUUGAAACAAGCCAGCUCUGUGACCUAUCCUGAGCCAAGUGAGAGGCUCACCUGUCCCAGUGGUUAUGAACAGUUCAAGAACUUGUGCUUCAAUUUCUCUUCUGACAUGAAGACAUACAGCGAGGCCAGGUCAACCUGUCAGGCUGCUGGUGGUCAUCUCGCUGUUCCUCGGGAAGAGGAAAUACAUGCCUUUGUGACAAGCUUUCUGUACACAAAGUACCUGUCCUCCAGUAGCUCUGAUCCACAGAUCUAUUUUGGGCUGACAGACCAGAAAGUUAAGGGGAUCUGGAUGUGGGAUGAUGGGUCAAAGCUCUCUGGGUGGUCCAACUGGUAUCCAGGGGAACCUCAUGAUCUAAGUGGUACUGAAAGGUGCGCUGAGUGGAGGCUAGCAAUAUUUGGGGAUUUCUGGAUUGAUGAUGAGUGCGAUCUCAAAAACUAUUAUGUGUGUGAAGUGUCUGCGACUGCUCCCUAGCCAGGACAUGCAAAGUGCACUGGUCAUGAA
Messenger RNA from Branchiostoma belcheri (Belcher's lancelet), 944 nucleotides. Its product is annotated as perlucin-like. The transcript is spliced from 4 exons. Bases 162 to 914 code for a protein of 250 amino acids. The record is from RefSeq and is a predicted model, not a curated record. Lineage: Eukaryota; Metazoa; Chordata; Leptocardii; Amphioxiformes; Branchiostomatidae.